This is a messenger RNA of Paracoccidioides brasiliensis Pb18, 2100 nucleotides long. RefSeq lists its product as uncharacterized. The record is from RefSeq and is a predicted model, not a curated record. The transcript has a single exon. Bases 1 to 2100 code for a protein of 699 amino acids.
AUGGAAAAUGCGACUGCGACUGCGACUGUGACCGCGACCGCGACCGCGACCGCGACCACCGGCCGGUCCCGGUCCCGGUCCCCGUCCCCGUCCACCUCGAAAUCCCUAAAACGCCCGGUACCCCUGCUGCGAAGCCGUUCAGAUGGCACAGACAUUACCAACAUCGGCAACGGCAACUGCAACGGCAACAGCCACAGCCGCAACCACAGCAGCGCUGGUAGUCUCAGAAGCAGCAGAAGCAGCAGCAGCAGCAGCGCAAGCACGAGCCUCAAGCGCGAUAUAUCCACCUCUCUCCUUUCGCGUUUAUCAUUUUCGCGCGGUGGCGCUGCGAACGUGAGCCAGAGCCAGAGCCAGAGCCAGAGCCAGAGCCAGAGCCACAAUAAAGUCCCGGACGAGGGCGACGAGGAGGGAGGACACGAUGGGAGGUCUGGAACGGGUGAUGGGAAUAAUAAUGAGUAUAAUAAUGGUGUUGACGGGUUCGGAAGUGGGGGUGGAGGAGAGAUUGGGAUUGAAGCGGGACGUGGAGGAGCUCUGGCUACCGCGCUGCAGCAGCAGCGGCGCAAAUCGCAGAGGAGGAAAAGGUCGUUGAGGAAGUCGACGUUGUUGGGGACGACGGCGUUGAGGAUGGAGGGGAAGGAGGGGAGGGAGAAGAGGGAGAAGAGAGAGAAGGAGACGAUUGGAGGAUGGGGUCGGGGGGGCUCUGUUUCUCCGGGGGCGGGGAGGGUUGUCGAUACUACUACUGCUGCUACUACUACUACUACUACUGCUGCUGCUGCUGCUGCUGCUGCUGCUGCUGCUUCUGCUGCUACUUCUACUGCUGCUGCUCUGGGGGAUAGUCGGGGACAAGCGGAAGGGGGGAGCAAUACGGGUUUACUUGCUGCUGACGGGGAAAUGACUCAGCGAGAUGGAAGUGGAAGGGAAAGUCCGGCGGGUCAACUGCGCUUUCCGCCCCCCUCUCCUGCCACGCUGGACCGUGACGGCGGUGAGCUCGGGCGGGCAGGCACGAACCCGCGGCAGAGGAGCCACGACCCGCCGAGCGGCUCCGGCUUGGCCUUGGCCUUGCACGGGCGCUCACCGCCCGGUGUCAGCGCUGCUGCUCCUUCUCCGCCGCCGGUUCCGCCCCCGCCAUCCCGAACAUGGGUUAGCAAGAGCAAUCUACAGAUACAAUCCCGGCAGCCGCACUCCGGCGCCACGCACUCCGACACGACCAGAGACGACGAGGACGACAACGUCGACACUGAUGCUGGCGCUGAUGCUGACGCUGAAGCUGACGCUGACGCUGAAGCUGACGCGGACGCCGAUGUGGACGCGGACGAGAACGGCAACGACAACGAGAACGGGAACAAGCUCCACUUCCGCUCCACCCCACGCCAAAGCCCUCCGGAAACCCUUCUCACCCGCCUCUCCAGCAACGUCAGCACCGAGACCAACAUAACCACCACAACCACAGCCACAACAACCACCACAACCUCAGCGUCCAGCAGUUUCAACCUAGCCCCAGGACCACGUCGUAAUCUCCACAAAACUCCCACCCCCUUCUCCAGCUCCAACGCCUACUUUCCCCCCACCCCCAGCGCAAAACUCCUCCUCAUGAAUCCCCCCUCCACCGCAAACAUGCUCGCAACCACCGCAACCACCGCAACCAUCCGCUCCCGCAUCGUCUCCCACCGCGUCAAAUCCCCCCUCUCAUGCACAGAUACCUCCGGCGUCCCUAUCAGCAGCCCCGUGGCCUCAGAAAAAUCCCCAACAGCCGCUGCCGUAUCUGCCAUCUCCCCGGACUACCCCGCCGCUUCUGCUCUGGAGACGGCGACGUCGUGGGACUACGCGGAGACGGAGUGGUGGGGGUGGAUCAUCCUGCUGGUGACGUGGCUGGUGUUCGUGGUGGGGAUGGGCAGUUGUCUCGGUGUCUGGAGCUGGGCGUGGGAUGUCGGGGAGACGCCGUAUGCGCCGCCAGAGCUGGAGGAUGAUGCCACGCUGCCGAUUGUGGGAUAUUAUCCGGCACUUAUCAUUUUGACGGCCGUUAUGGCGUGGGUGUGGGUGGUUGUGGCGUGGGUGGGGAUGAAGUAUUUUCGGCAUGCGAAUAUUUCCGGGGAGGAUUAG